Gambusia affinis (western mosquitofish) is the source of this 1786-nucleotide messenger RNA. RefSeq names its product cytochrome P450 2K4-like. Bases 56 to 1573 code for a protein of 505 amino acids. The record is from RefSeq and is a predicted model, not a curated record. Gene Ontology annotation, cellular component: cytoplasm; intracellular membrane-bounded organelle. Gene Ontology annotation, molecular function: iron ion binding; oxidoreductase activity, acting on paired donors, with incorporation or reduction of molecular oxygen, reduced flavin or flavoprotein as one donor, and incorporation of one atom of oxygen; heme binding. Gene Ontology annotation, biological process: xenobiotic metabolic process. Lineage: Eukaryota; Metazoa; Chordata; Actinopteri; Cyprinodontiformes; Poeciliidae. The transcript is spliced from 9 exons.
GUCCUCUCUGCCUUAGCUGUAAAUUCAGAUAAGGAGACUGUAAGCAGCUGAGAACAUGGAGACUUUGAAGGAUUUUGAUUACUUUCUAUUCUCCAGUCCUACCACUGUACUUGGACUAGGUCUCCUUUUCAUAAUCCUUUAUUUGGUGACUGUUGGUUCCUCCAGAGAAACGGGUAAAGAGCCUCCAGGACCAAAGCCUCUGCCUCUGCUUGGCAACCUGCUGCAGCUUGACCUCCAGAGACCCUACAAAACACUGUGUGAGCUUUCCAAGAAAUAUGGGUCUGUAUUUACAGUUUAUUUUGGGCCGAAAAAAGUGGUUGUCCUAGCCGGGUACAGGACAGUCAGAGAGGCUCUGGUCAGCUAUCCAGAAGAGUUUGGAGAAAGAGAAAUUCUUCCUUCGUUUGUGGAUUUAUCAAAACAUCAUGGAAUUCUGUUUUCAAACGGAGAAACUUGGAAAGAGAUGCGUCGUUUUGCCCUCAGCACCCUCAGAGACUUUGGGAUGGGGAAGAGAGUUUCAGAGGAGAAAAUCUUAGAGGAGUGUGGACACCUCAUUCAAGUGUUUGAGAGUUAUAAAGGGAAACCAUUUAACACAACCUGUCCAACAAAUAAUGCAACAUCCAACGUCAUCUCCUCCAUUGUGUUUGGAAGCAGAUUUGAAUAUGAUGAUCCUCAAUUCAGAGAUUUGGUUAAUCGAAUCUCUGAGAAUAUUACGACAGCUGGUUCGGCAGGAAUCCAGUUCUACAAUACAUUUCCCCGGCUGGUUGGAUGGAUAAAAAGCCGUCAGAUUCUCUUAAAAAAUCGUGAAAUGACAUUGAAAGACCUGAAGCAUUUAACCCAGAAACUGAAAGAGACACUCAACCCUCAGAUUUGCAGAGGAGUGAUCGACUGUUUUCUGAUUCAAAAGCAGAAAGAAGAGGAUUCUUUUGUCAAAGACACUCAGUUCACUGAGGAGAACCUGUUAUAUACAGUCUCAAACCUGUUUGCUGCCGGAACCGACACCACAGCUGCAACACUGAGGUGGGGUUUGCUGCUCAUGGCAAAGUAUCCACAAAUUCAAGACCAGGUUCAGGAGGAGCUGACCAGGGUGGUUGGAAGCCGCGAGGUUCAUGUGGAAGACCGUAAAAAUCUGCCGUACACUGAUGCUGUCAUCCAUGAGAUACAGCGCCUCGGUAACAUUACUCCUAUGGCGAUCCCACACAAGACCAGUCGAGAUGUUACCUUUCAGGGGUAUUUUAUCAAAGAGGGAACUACUGUGAUUCCCCUCCUUACAUCAGUUCUGUAUGACGAGAGUGAAUGGGAGAGCCCACACACCUUCAACCCUUUUCAUUUCUUAGACAAGGAGGGAAGAUUUAUCAAGAGAGAUGCCUUUCUGCCAUUUUCUGCGGGUCGCAGGGUGUGUCUUGGUGAGAGUCUGGCAAAGAUGGAGGUUUUCCUCUUCUUCACCUCACUCCUUCAACGUUUUUGUUUCACGCCUCCACCUGGAGUUUCUGAAGAUGAUCUGGAUCUGACUCCAGCAGUGGGAUUCACCGCCCCUCCUUCUCCUCAUGAGCUCUGUGCUCUCAGUCGGCAGUGAAGAAUAAAGCACUAGAUUGUAGUUGAUGUCUCUACCAGAACCCUGAUGUCACUAUUACUAAUUAUCACUUUAAAUGUCUGCAUGUUACUUUAAUUUGCACACUUUAUUUAAGGAGCUUGAAAGUGUUUUUUAGCUGUGGGCUUUAUCCCUCACUUCCUUCUUUUCUUCUAUUGAGUUAAUUUCACUGACAUAUAUAGAUGAUGAAGAGAUUCA